UUCUAAAUUAUAAAUGAAGAUCAGCAUCUUUUUUUUAUCAUUCAUAAUAAAAAUUACUGCAAAAGCCUUAAAAACUGCUGGUAAGUUACAUCUUCGAAUAAAUAAGAAAACCCAGGAAAUGUAAUUAGGCAGAUAAAACGUUAAUGCUUUUUGUGUUUAAAAAGAAAGAAGAAAGAAAGGAACAGCUUUCUUGUUUUCAUCAAAUUUCUUAAAUUCUUAUGCUAGUAUUGUACUAUUAUAUGAUGAAGUAAUUGUAAAAGUCGACAUUCCCAAACACGGCUUUGCCUCUACCUCCAGAUCAUCGCUUUCUUCCGUUGUGUACGUGAGUAUCUUCUCCUCGCCUGUCACAAGUCGUUAAACAUAUCGCUACUUGCGCGCACCUUAGCGCAUCACCCGCCAUUCGGCUACCCUGCGCAUCCAACGUUGACGACCGUCCUUACUCGUCGGAACUCUCUCUCCAGAACCCUAUACAAAUCCUCUCCCAUUACUUAUAUACUCAGCUUAUUAGCAUUCCACCGCUUCUUUUCGAUUCAAUAAAGCUUUGUUGCAGAAAAGAAAGGAAUAAAACCUUUUUUCUUUUCCGUGAGAAAUGGGUGUCGAUUAUUACAAUAUUCUGAAGGUUUCGAGGAAUGCAGCUGAAGAGGAUUUGAAGAAAUCGUACAAGAAAUUGGCGAUGAAGUGGCAUCCGGACAAGAAUGCGGUGAACACUAAGGAAGCGGAGGCGAAAUUCAAGCAGAUUAGCGAGGCGUACGAUGUGCUGAGCGAUCCGCAGAAGCGGCAGAUCUACGAUGUGUACGGUGAGGAAGGGCUGAAAUCCAGUGUUUAUCCGCCGCCGCCGCCGAGUUCGAAGGAGAGGGACGCCGGAGGGGGUCGGCGAUUUAAGUUUAGCCCUAGGGAUCCGGAGGUUAUUUUUGAGGAGUUUUUUUGGGGGUCCGAUGUUGGGCAGGGGAAGAGCGGCGGAAGGUUGAAGAAGGCGGCGUCCAUGGAGACUAAGCUGUCGUGUAGCUUGGAGGAGCUGUAUAAGGGAUCGAGAAGGAAGAUGCAGAUAGCAAGAGUCGUGCUUGAUGAGUCUGGUAAAGCUGUGACUGUUGAAGAGGUGUUGGCUAUAAACAUCAAGCCUGGUUGGAAGAAGGGCACAAAGAUCACUUUUCCGGAGAAAGGGAACCACGAAGCCGGUGCCACCCCCGGUGACCUCAUCUUUGUCAUUGAUGAGAAGCCACAUCCGAUUUUCAAGAGAGAUGGAAACGAUCUACUCAUCAAUCACAGCAUCUCCUUACUAGACGCUCUCACAUGCAAGACUCUCAACAUAACAACCUUGGACGGAAGGGAUCUACCUCUCAAAGUAUCCGGUGUCAUCAAACCGGGACAAGAGAUGGUUAUUCAAAACGAAGGGAUGCCGAUAUCUAAAGAACCUAGCAAGAACGGCAAACUGAGGAUCAAAUUUGAUAUCAAAUUCCCUUCGAGGCUCACUGCAGAACAGAAAUCGGAUUUGAGAAGGGUUUUGGGCAGAGCGGACGCAUAAGUUAAGUAGUUAUAUAACUCUAGUUAAGUGUAUAUACUUAACCUAUGGAGACUAGGUAAUCUACUGUGCAUAGUAGGAGAAAUAUCCACUUCAGUUUUUUAUUUAUCUUCGAUAUUUACCAGUAUCUUAGCACAGCUAUCUCUGCUGUCAAAAACUUUCUGCAAUGUGAAAUCUGUAACAUAAUAAUAAUGCCUUUUUAAAUGGAAAUUAUUUUCUUCA
Salvia miltiorrhiza (redroot sage) is the source of this 1741-nucleotide messenger RNA. RefSeq lists its product as uncharacterized. The transcript has 2 exons. The coding region runs from base 590 to 1522 and encodes 310 amino acids. Gene Ontology annotation, cellular component: cytosol. The record is from RefSeq and is a predicted model, not a curated record. Gene Ontology annotation, molecular function: protein-folding chaperone binding. NCBI's taxonomy places the organism in Eukaryota, Viridiplantae, Streptophyta, Magnoliopsida, Lamiales, Lamiaceae.